AUGGAAUUGAUGUCUCAUUCCUCAACCUUCCUUCUUGAGCCGGAGAAUCCAAACGCAGAUUCUUCUUCUAUCUCUCUGACAUGCGCUCUCAUUGUUCUCAAUCAACCUCUCCCCAAACUCACUCCUCUGUUUUGGGACCACGCACAUAUACGAGUGUGCGCAGAUGGAGGUGCCAACCGUCUGUAUGAUGAAAUGCCUCUUUUACUUCCUGGACAAGAUCCUUUUCAAAUUCGCUCAGAGUACAAGCCUGAUGCAAUCAAAGGUGACUUGGAUUCAAUCAGGACAGAAGUUCUUGAUUUCUAUGCAAAACUGGGAACGAAGAUAAUCGACGAGUCUCAAGAUCAGGAUACUACAGAUUUGCACAAAUGUGUUGCAUUCUUACGUGACCUUACACCAAAUACUGAUAAAUCAGAACUAUGCAUUCUCGUUGCUGGAGCACUUGGAGGGAGAUUUGAUCACGAGAUUGGAAAUAUCAAUGUGCUGUGUCUAUUCUCAAACACACGUAUUAUCCUUCUAUCUGAUGAUUGUCUCAUUCAUCUUCUUCCAAAGAAUCACUUGCAUAAGAUCUUCAUUCAAAAUUCUGUCGAGGGUCCACACUGUGGACUAGUUCCCAUUGGGAUACCAUGUGGAAGUUCUACAACCACGGGACUUGAGUGGGACCUCGAUCACACAGAGAUGAGAUUUGGCGAUUUAAUAAGUACGUCAAAUAUUCUAAAAGAAGAUAUUGUAACAGUACAGUCUGAUUCAGAUCUUCUUUGGACUGUUUCUAUCAAGAAGUCCUAG
Molecule: messenger RNA, 783 nt
Organism: Lathyrus sativus (Indian pea)
Lineage: Eukaryota; Viridiplantae; Streptophyta; Magnoliopsida; Fabales; Fabaceae
Source: the annotation of a GenBank genome assembly